Messenger RNA from Cololabis saira (Pacific saury), 2286 nucleotides. RefSeq names its product solute carrier family 24 member 5 (gene slc24a5). The coding region runs from base 103 to 1650 and encodes 515 amino acids. The record is from RefSeq and is a predicted model, not a curated record. The transcript has 9 exons. Gene Ontology annotation, cellular component: membrane. Gene Ontology annotation, biological process: melanocyte differentiation; calcium ion transmembrane transport; intracellular calcium ion homeostasis. Gene Ontology annotation, molecular function: calcium, potassium:sodium antiporter activity; calcium channel activity. Lineage: Eukaryota; Metazoa; Chordata; Actinopteri; Beloniformes; Belonidae.
UUUCAGUCUUUGCAAGCUUAAUAGUGUAAAUAGCUACACAUAUGAGUCCUUGGAAAACUUCUAAUUUGAAUUUAGUUUUAUAUAGUCUUUAAAUUAGUAAGUAUGGGUACAGCUGCGCCUCUGCAGCAAAAGAGGAGGACGGAUUUUAUACCUUACUUUCUAGGCUUUGUCAUUUUUUUGUAUGCCACAGUUCAUUUUGUGUCGUUUACAGCAAACACGACUCAGGAAACCCACCUUGUAAGGGUGCGCAGGGCUCUGGAGAAUGAAUCAGAUUGCAUCUCACCACAAGCCUCUGAGUUUCCUGAAGGCUUCUUCACGGUGCAGGAGAGGAAGGACGGGGGGCUCGUCAUUUACUUCAUGAUUAUUUUCUACAUGCUUUUGGCUGUUGCAAUAGUCUGCGAUGACUACUUCCUGCCAUCCCUAGAAGUAAUAAGUGAACGUCUGGGACUGACUCAGGAUGUGGCAGGAGCCACGUUCAUGGCAGCAGGGAGCUCUGCACCCGAACUAGUCACGGCAUUCCUGGGUGUGUUUGUGACAAAGGGGGACAUCGGGAUCAGCACCAUCGUGGGAUCAGCCGUCUACAACCUACUUGGAAUAUGCGCCGCUUGUGGGCUCUUGGCGCCUUUGGCGGGGCGGCUCACCUGUUGGCCUCUGUUCAGGGACUGCCUGGCAUAUGGAAUCAGCGUUGCUGCUGUUAUAGGCAUCAUUUCUGAUAACAGAGUGUACUGGUACGAGGCGGCCUGUCUUCUGCUGGUCUACAGCGUCUACAUCGUUGUUCUGUGCUUUGACCUCCGCAUCAGUGAUUUCAUCCUGAGGAAGCUGAGCCCUUGUUGCAGCUGUCUGGGUUCAGGCUCUAGUAGUACAAAACAAGAGAGACAGCUUCUGAUGGGCUGGAACGACGACACCAGUUUGCGGGUGCGUGGUCCCUCCAGAACAGACAGCGGGAUCUUCCAAGACGACUCGGGGUACUCUCACCUGUCCCUCAGCCUUCACGGCCUCCACGACACUCCCGAAGCAGAGCAUAAAAGCGUGUUUUCCGUGCCGGAGAGCGACCUCAAAAGGAUCAUCUGGGUUCUGUCUUUGCCUGUCAUCGCUUUGCUUUUUGUGACCAUCCCCGACUGCAGGAGAAGGUUCUGGAAGCAGUGGUUCAUGAUAACCUUCCUCAUGUCAGCUGUCUGGAUCUCUGCGUUCACCUACAUACUCGUCUGGAUGGUCACUGUUGUUGGCGAGACCCUCAACAUUCCUGAUACAGUUAUGGGACUCACUUUGCUUGCUGCUGGAACCAGUAUACCGGACACAGUCGCCAGUGUGAUGGUGGCCAGAGAAGGAAAAGCUGACAUGGCCAUGUCCAACAUCGUGGGCUCUAACGUUUUUGACAUGCUGUGCCUGGGUUUGCCGUGGUUCAUCAAGACUGCUUUUGUUGACACCAAGAACCCCGUUGAGGUCAACAGCUCUGGACUGAUCUUCGUUUCUGCCACACUCCUCCUUUCAAUUGUUUUCCUUUUUGUAGCCGUCCACAUCAAUCGAUGGAGGCUGGACUGGAAGUUGGGAAUUGUUUCUCUCGUCUUCUAUAUCCUCUUCGCCACUCUAUCCAUCCUGUAUGAGUUGGGGAUUAUUGGGAAUAAUCCAAUAAGAUUGUGCAGCGACUGAAAUCUGAGGUUCUCAGGACUGAAGCCAUAUUUUUGAGACCAAACACACAGCAACAUUUCUAAGCUCUUAAAACCUUCAAAUGUCAAGACAAGGGGGCCUGGCCCCAGUUCCACAAAUACUACACCAGUGGAUAAGUGCUGGUGAAAAAGCAUUUCUUCAGUGGGGCUUUGUCAGGGUAUUUGUACUCAUUUCCUCACUACUUUUAGAAUUCAGGAUGCAGCCUGGUUUCUGCUGGUUGACUUUGUCCACAUUUCACAAGUGGUUCUUCUCUUGUAUUAUUUUGUGACUGUGAAAGGAUGUUAAAGUUCUAAAUUUUACCAAAGGUGGACAUGUGCCAAAGAUCCGUUUCUUGUGUGGAUUUGCCAAGAUCCAGUUUUGACAGUUAUCUCACAGUUGAGGCUCUUCAUCAAAUUCUGAAAUAUUGCUGUUCUUAAACAAACCAAACAAUUUGUAUUGUCCCCCUUUUCAUAGUUAAUUAGGUGUACUUACACACAAAAAUAAAAGUUUUUCCGAGAAGGGAUUAACAUAGGAAUAAGCCUUAAAAAAAUUAUACUUUCCACUCUUCUUUCAGCAAAAACAACUAGGCAUUUAUCAGUAACGUUUACGGCCAACUGAAACUCUUACAUGGACUUCAGA